CUGCACCUCCCCGGCAGCAGCAGCCCACAAGCCACAUUGUAUCACUUGAGGACCAUCUCCUCAUCCCCACCCUCCAUUGCUAUCGGUUCCUUCUCUAAGAGCAUGUGCUUUUUUUUUCCUUUUUUUUUCUUUUCCUUUCCCUUCCAGACCAUAUUAUCUUCCUCAGAAGUGAAGGCGUGGGUAGGGUGUCCUCAGCUUGACCUGCAGCCAAAGGACUGGGGGGGGUCCUUUUCUGUACCAUGAGCGGGACAGCAUUGGUGGCGAUGGAGGAUCCUCGGCCCUGGGGAAUGUCAGCAAAACGAGUCCUCAUAGUCUAUGCGCAUCAGGAGCCCAAGUCCAUGAACGGAUCCUUGAAGGAUGCCGCUGUGACCGAGCUGACCAGUCAGGGCUGCCAGGUCACUGUGUCUGAUCUGUAUGCCAUGAACUUUGAGCCAAGGGCCACAAAGAAAGAUUUUGCAGGUCCUUUGAAUAACUCAGACUUCUUCAAUUAUGGGGUAGAGGCACAUAUGGCAUACAAGAAAGGAUUUCUGUGCAGUGAUAUCAUUGAAGAGCAAAAGAAGGUACAAGAAGCUGAUUUAAUCAUAUUUCAGUUUCCCUUGUAUUGGUUCAGCGUGCCCGCCAUCAUGAAAGGCUGGAUGGACAGAGUCCUUUGCCAAGGAUUUGCCUUCGAUUUUCCAGAAUGUUUUGAUAGAGGCUUCUUUCAGAACAAACUUGCCCUCAUUUCAUUCACCACUGGGGGUGAUGCUGAGUUGUACUCCAAAACAGGGCUCAGUGGAGAUAUUAAAUACGUGUUGUGGCCCCUACAGCAUGGUGUGCUGCAUUUCUGUGGUUUCAAAGUUCUGGCCCCUCAGGUCAGCUUUGCUCCUGAAUUCUCAUCUGAAGAUAAGAGAAAGGAGAUGGUGGCAACUUGGGCAAAGAGACUGGAGACCAUCUGGAAAGAGAAGCCCAUAAACUGCACUCCCUCCUGGUACUUUGAAUAAUAACAUCUUGUGUUAUGGACAGUGUUCUUUCCCUUUUUUGAAGUUGUGAGUAGCUAAUGCUCCGGAGACAGUUUGUUAUAAACAAUAAAGAUACAAAGUGAA
Molecule: messenger RNA, 1082 nt
Organism: Trichosurus vulpecula (common brushtail)
Lineage: Eukaryota; Metazoa; Chordata; Mammalia; Diprotodontia; Phalangeridae
Product: ribosyldihydronicotinamide dehydrogenase [quinone]-like
Exons: 6
Coding region: 240-980 (246 amino acids)
Cellular component (GO): cytosol
Molecular function (GO): NAD(P)H dehydrogenase (quinone) activity
Source: RefSeq, a predicted model, not a curated record